Scedosporium apiospermum is the source of this 336-nucleotide messenger RNA. RefSeq lists its product as uncharacterized. Lineage: Eukaryota; Fungi; Ascomycota; Sordariomycetes; Microascales; Microascaceae. The coding region runs from base 1 to 336 and encodes 111 amino acids. The record is from RefSeq and is a predicted model, not a curated record. The transcript has 2 exons.
AUGCCCACCCCGCGCUUCACCCUCAUCUUCUACGCCCCACUAACCGCCCUCGAGGCCUGCAAAACCGCAAUCUUCGCCGCCGGCGCCGGCCGCUACCCCGGCUCCGGCAACUACACCGAAUGCUGCUGGACCGCCGUCGGCACGGGUCAGUUCCGCCCCGGCGACGCCGCCAACCCCCACCUCGGCAAGCCGGGGGAUCUGGAGAAGGUCGAGGAGGCUCGCGUGGAGACGCUUUGCGUUGGGGAGGAUGUUGCGAGGAAGGCUGUUGAAGCUUUGAAGAAGGCACAUCCAUAUGAAGAGCCGGCAUAUGCUGUGCACAGGAUGGAGGACUUUUAA